This is a messenger RNA of Aethina tumida (small hive beetle), 3383 nucleotides long. It is a transcript of the gene Kni, whose product is annotated as knirps-related protein. Lineage: Eukaryota; Metazoa; Arthropoda; Insecta; Coleoptera; Nitidulidae. The transcript is spliced from 3 exons. The coding region runs from base 931 to 1959 and encodes 342 amino acids. Gene Ontology annotation, molecular function: DNA-binding transcription factor activity; sequence-specific DNA binding; zinc ion binding. Gene Ontology annotation, biological process: regulation of DNA-templated transcription. The record is from RefSeq and is a predicted model, not a curated record.
AAUUAGAUUUAAUUUUAUAUUAUGUAAUUGAUUUUUUUGUCGACUUAUAAGAAAAUCUUAAAUACGUACUUGCCCAUUUCACUUACAAUCGACAACUGACAAAGUCAGAGGCAAAAAAUGAAUAAUUACUAAGUGCAGUCAUGGAAUAAAAAUGAAAUAAAUAAUUGAAAAUCCGCAGCAAGACAUUCGUCGAUAAGUCGAUCGAUCGACGGUGACACUGGCAAAUCAAAACGCGAACUAGGGGAGCAGCGGGCGCAUAAUUUUUAUCCCGCGUACUCGUGGGCAUCCGUGCACAGUCUACCCCCACCCCGGUCGAAAUCACACCAAUGACUUGAAAGUUAUAACGUAAAAACGGAGACGCUUGUCCGUAUGCCACUAAUUCAAACAUCAAUAAUCCACCCCACCCGGAGCCUGGCCCCACCACCGUACCGCGGGUGUCUUCAACGGGCGACCAAGAUCCAUCCGAAAUGCCCCCACCCGAAUCGAACAUCCGAACAUCGGAGGUGUUUCUCCGUUCAUUCUGCGAUCGAUGCUCACCACAUCAACAACAACAACAACAACAACGACAUCGCAACCCAACUCGAUGAGCUCGCGCACGUUUCUCGAUUUGCCGACGCUCAGCUGACACGGAGAAUCGACGACGCACGACGCCGGACGCCCCGUGUGUUAAGUGACUUGUCAAACAUCGUAGUGCAGAUUUCCAAAUUAACACCAGUGAAAGUGCCAUCCGUCAACGACAUCAUCGUCAUCAUCAUGAUUGUUUGUCGCAUUUACAAGUGAUUAUUUUUAUUAUUUGCCCGGAACGUGAAACUGGAAUACAACACUUGACGAUUUGUGAUUUUAUUUAAUUUGUUUGUGGAUACUCAAUUGUUUGUGAUAAACGGCCGCCAAGUGACCGAUCUUCCUUGAUUGUCACAGCGAAUUUUCAAGAUGAACCAGACGUGCAAAGUGUGCGGCGAACCAGCGGCGGGUUUCCAUUUCGGAGCCUUCACGUGCGAAGGAUGCAAGUCCUUCUUCGGAAGAUCCUACAACAACUUGAGUUCGAUCUCCGAGUGCAAGAACAACGGGGAGUGCGUGAUCAACAAGAAGAACAGAACGGCCUGCAAGGCCUGUCGGCUGCGAAAGUGCCUGCUUGUAGGGAUGUCGAAGAGCGGGUCCAGAUACGGCAGACGGUCCAACUGGUUCAAGAUCCACUGCUUGCUCCAGGAACAGCAACAGCAACAGCAGCAACAGCAGGCGGGCCAAACGAUAAUGAGUCCGGGUCUGAAGCAACCGCCGCAGAAGAUGCCGUCGCCCCAUCACCCGCCACUGGGCCCUCUGGGUCUCCUAGGUGCCCAGCCAUUCCCGCCGCAACUCCUGCACCUGCCCAAAACGAAGGAGGAGCUGAUGCUUCUGGGACUGGACGACUACAAGCACUCGGCGUCGCCGUCGGUCAGCUCGCCCGAAUCGCACAACUCCGAUUCGUCCGUGGAAGUGAGCGACGCACGUCGUCUGCCCCUGUUUCCCGGCCUGUUGCCACCCACGUUCCUGCCGCCCUCCGGUCUCCUGUUCCCGACCGGCUACCCGCCUCUCUAUCCCGGCCUGCUGCAGCCGGCCAAUAACAACAACAGACUCAUGCGCAACCACAACCCGGGCGUCGAGGCGUUCAACAAGAGGGUGUUCUUGGACGCCGUGCUGCAGUCGCAGCGAUCGCCCACGCCGGAGGAGAUCGAGAGUCCGGUACCGGCCGCGGCCGCCUCGCCCAUCCAGGACGACCCCAUCGACUUGAGCAUGAAGACGUUGAGCGAGCGGGGCUCGUCGCCGGCGCAGAGCGAGCGGUCGGGGUCCAUUGCGACGGAAAGGGGCGCCGGCAGCGACGCGGACGAGGAGAGCGACUGCUGCGACUCGGACAGGGAGCACGAGCUGAACAGGAUCAAGAUCGCGAGGCCGACACCCCUCGAUCUUACCACCAAAGUCUAGUGAUAAAAACGUACAUAAUUUUCUAAUUGAUUGAUAUUUAUGGCCGCGUCGUACUGAACGAACGGACGCCGGCGGUACGGGACCGUACCUGACGUGUGCUGCGUGACUUUGGAUGUUCGCCCAUCCGAUCGGGUUUAUGUUACACAUCACGAAAACACAAAGCGACCGACCAAACAAUCGGUUGUGCUUAUAUCACGCCACCUGAAUCCUCGUCCGCCCUGUCAAAUGUGCGAGAUGGAUUUUUUUUAAUUGAUACAUAAAGGAGGAAUUCGAAUCGGACUUAAUUGUCGGGCAUUGUCUCAAAGAGCGAAGAUCUAGAUCGACGUCCGUCGUGGGAAACUUGAUUAUAUGGUAUUGAACGGAGCGGGGCCCCGUUGACAGCCUCGCACAUCUUCUCUUUUCAUCGGCACUCAACCGCCCGACCAGGAACAAUGCGGCAUUAAUGCGCAACACUUAAUCAACAUCGCCUCGGCUUGACCUCAUCGCACAUGCCACUUUUCCCACAAUAAAAAAAUGUGUGGACGGACGGAAAAGUCCUUUCCAAAUCCGAAUGCCGUAUGGGUGGCCCCGGUCGCGGCGUCAUCACGCACGUAGCUGCGAUGCGAACGCACAUUAUGGAGGAUGUUGAAUGCGCCGUAAAUCCGAUCGCAUUAACGGCCCGCCCUUAACCGGCGCUUUGUCCUGCAUAUUAAAAACGGAAUAAUAACGUCACGUUACCAAUAAAAUAUGAUAGUUUAGUAUGUAAGGAACGAGCACACAGCAGGUACACCACCGUUCGUAAAACUUUACUGUCUGCCCAUCAAAUUGUGCGGCUUGUUUUCACUUUCGCAGCACACUAAAAUCGUUAGAGUGAACACUGAACGUUGUAUAAAAGCAAUUUUAUUGUACAUAGUAUUUAAAUUAAAUUAAUUUGUAUAGAAAUUCUAGUGAUAUGUUGUCAGAGCUGCUCCAUUUCAAAUUGUGAAUACACUUGGCCAGUAUGUUUGUAUUCGUUUUAUCGAACAAAUUUUAGUUUUAUUGUUUCCGUUUUUUUUUCCUUGUACAUAUUGUAUGUAGAUUAUUUUUGAGCAGUGCAAUGUUAGAUGUUGUUUUAAUUUAUUUACAAUUAUUUUCCGGAUUCUCUCCGGAAUUUUACUUUUAGAGAUAAUUGUUAUGUUUCUAAUAAUAUAUUGAAACCGAUCCAGUUUCAAAUGGGCCAAUUCUAUUGGGCAUUUUUUAUAUACAAAUUGUAAAUGUAUUUUUAUUAUAUAUAUGUUGUUAAUGAAUAUGUUUUGUUUGAAUGUAUCUGAUAGCAAUCCUGUCUGAUUUCUGGGGACAAGGGCCAGUUAUGUAUGUGAGAAUGUGUGUAGAUACAAUGAGCGUUUCUGUAAGGUACAUGUUGCAUUAAAACAAAAAAAUAAAAUCAUUUUCUCUUCUGAAUUAUA